UAUAAAUACCCUCGUUAAAGCGCUAAACCAUUUCCGUCUUUUCGCUGCCGCCUCUCUUCUUCGUUCCCUACGUUGGGACACGAUUAUACCAAUUAGAUCCGAGCAGAAACCACUCACCGAUGUUCUCCCUCCACUCGAUUUGAUCUCUCGUACAAAUUCUUCGUUGUUGUACUAGUCUUACCGACGAUCGUGCGCUGCCAUGGGAGAUUAUAAUGAUGCCUUCAUGCGGAACCAAAACGCCGCGGUUCAGGCUCGUACCAAGGCCCAGAAUCGUGCUAAUGUCCUUCAGCUUAAGCUGAUUGGGCAGAGUCAUCCCACUGGUCUUACGGCCAAUCUCCUGAAGCUCUUUGAGCCCCGACCGCCUUUGGAGUAUAAGCCUCCACCAGAAAAAAGAAAAUGUCCUCCAUUAACAGGGAUGGCCCAGUUUGUGAGUCAUUUUGCAGAACCUGAUGAUCCGGAAUAUGCCCCCCCUGUUCAAGAGGGUGAAACUCCCUCGCAAAGGAGGGCCAGAAUUCACUUGUUAAGAAUUGAAAAGGGUGCACAGAAAGCUGCCGAGGAGCUUCCAAAAUAUCUUGAACGUGAUGAUCCAAAUGUUACUGGAGAUCCAUACAAAACUCUCUUUGUGGCUAGACUGAACUACGAGACAUCUGAGAGCAGAAUCAAAAGAGAGUUUGAGUCUUAUGGGCCAAUCAAACGGGUCCGAUUGAUUACAGACAAGGUGACAGGUAAACCUAAAGGCUAUGCUUUCAUUGAGUACAUGCACAAAAGAGAUAUGAAAGCUGCUUAUAAACAAGCUGAUGGUAGGAAGAUUGAUGGUAGAAGGGUACUAGUGGAUGUUGAGCGAGGUAGAACUGUACCAAAUUGGCGUCCUCGUCGGCUGGGUGGUGGUCUUGGAACCACCAGAGUGGGAGGUGAAGAAAAUAGCCAGAGGCAUGCUGGAAGGGAGCAACAGCAAUCUGGAGCACCAUCUCGAUCAGAGGAGCCUAGGGCUCGUGAAGAUCGCCAUGGAGAGCGAGAUAGGGAAAAGUCUUAUGAAAAAGGAAGAGACAGAGAAAGAGAGAGAGAGAAGUCUCGGGAACGUUCCCAUGAUAGAUCUAAGGAUCGUGAUCUCAGAGAAGACAGACAUCACAGAGAUCGUGAUAGGACAAGAGAUAGGGAUAGGGAUAGAGAAAAGGAAAGGGAAAGAGAGAGAGACCGCGGGCAUGACCGUGAUAGAACACGUGAUCGUGAUCGAGGAAGGGAUCGAGGUCGUGAUUAUGAGCGUGACAGAGAUCGUGAUCGGGAUCGUCAUCGGGACAGAGAUAGGGAGAGGGAGAGGGAUCACGAAGGGGGAUAUGCAGACCCUGAUCGUGGUCGCUCCCAUGAUAGGGAAUCUGAUUAUGAUCGGGUAGAUUCAAAAUAUGAGAAGGACAGACAUGGUGAUAGGGAGAAAGAUAUUGAUCCUGGUGAAACUGAGGAUGGUCAUGGGUGGUAUGAUCAGCCUGCGCAUGGGCACAGACACCCACCAGAUACUGAUCAUGAUCCCCAAUACUAUGAUCACUUUGAACACAACCGAAGUCGAGAGCAAUAUGAUCACCCCGAACAUCAUGGCCAAGAUCGUUAUGAUCAGUAUGAUAGAAUGGAGGAUGAUUACCGUUACGAACGUGGCACUUCUGAAACUCGUGAUAGAGAGAGGUCGCGUGAUUUGAAUCAUGAAUAUAGACGCACAGAGAGAUCUCAUUCAAGAGAGUAUUAGUUUCUCAUGCUGCAGUGUGAUCUGAUGGUUAUGAUGAUAGAUACCAAAUUUCAUGAUAAUAUCAUGUAGGUGCUGUGAUGAUCGGUGUUGGAAUUGCCUUCUUCUUUUGUUAAUUGGCCUCAAGUUGCCCAAACAUCGUUGCAUAUGCUUGGUGCUGUAUGUUCUGUUCUUCGGAGUGUUUCAGUUUCAGCCAUGUUAUGCAGAUUUUUGCACAGUUUAUGUAUGUGCUAAAACUCCUGGACUUACUAUGUAUUAGUUUGUAGCCAUGCUAUUUAAGCUGGAAGUGUUAUAGAACGUUUUGAAUGCUUGAUCCGAUUACUGUCCUUUUGGUGGGAACAAGGUCAAAUGCAGUGGAUGGGUGUAGGUUUGUUUGCUAUUCAUAGUGUUUAGGAGAAAACUGAAGCUAUUAAAAUGAAACUUGGUCGUGGUGAUUGUCAUCG
Messenger RNA from Cucurbita pepo subsp. pepo (vegetable marrow), 2175 nucleotides. NCBI's taxonomy places the organism in Eukaryota, Viridiplantae, Streptophyta, Magnoliopsida, Cucurbitales, Cucurbitaceae. The record is from RefSeq and is a predicted model, not a curated record.